GACGUCGAGUAGCGUUGAACAACGAAUUAGUUUGGCAGUUUGGAGAAAGACGUUGAGUCGGAGCAUUAGCAGCAGCAAGACUAUAGUACAUAAUGGAAGAAGAGAAGAAACAGAAAGACACUGAGCUUGGAACUACGGAGAAACCAAUCCCUAAUGCAACAUACUGGUUUCAGUAUGUAGUUGCUGUUUCCGCUUCAUUGAUUCUAUUAUCGUCUGCUGUCGCCUUCGGAUGGAAUUCUCCAGCCAUACCAAAAUUACGUCUCGAAGAUUCGCCCAUUCCGCCCAUUACUGGCGGGCAAAGUUCAUGGAUCGUGGCACUAAUGAAAGUCGGCUCAAUAUCAGCUUCAUUUUGUGCUAUUUGGUUGAUGAACAUACUCGGUAGAAAGACGCUGAUGUUGAUGGCUGCUGUUCCACUAAUAGCUAGUUGGAUUUUAAUUGGUGUAGCUACGUCAAUUGAUGUCGUUUAUGUAUCGAGAGUAUUGAGUGGUCUUGCAUAUGGCAUAGCGUAUUCGGUUUUGCCCAUGUACCUUGGUGAAAUUGCAUCGGAUCGUAUAAGAGGUUCAAUUAGUACACUCCUCACAGUCAUGGCUAAAUCGGGCAUUCUAUAUGCUUAUGCGAUUGGACCGUACGUAUCUGUCCGCUUGAUGGCAUGGCUAGCAAUAAUUCCAGCUGCGAUAUUUGUCACCACAUUCAUUUGGUUGCCUGAGUCACCGUAUUAUUUGAUUGGAAAAAAUGAGCAAGAAAAUGCACGGAAGAGUCUGGCUCGGCUACGACGACGUAGUGAUGUUGACGAAGAAUUGGAUAAAAUGACCGUGGCAGUGAAAAAAUCACAAGAAAAUAAGGGCACCUUCCACGAACUCUUUUUCAAUAAAGGCAACCGGAUGAGCUUGAUCAUCAUUCUAGGAUUAGCUGUGGCUCAACAGUUGUGUGGAAGUCAGGCGGUGAUAGCCUAUUCAGAAACAAUUUUCAAGCGUGUGGGAAGUACGCUCGGAGCCAGUGAAUCAACAAUUAUUCUCGGUGUAGUUCAAUUAGUAAGCUCAGCAGUUUCAUCGUCGAUUGUGGACAUUGUCGGACGACGACCACUGCUGUUGGUGUCAGUAAUCGGAGCAGGUAUUUGCAACACAAUCGUAGGAUUGUAUUUCUUCCUAGAGCGUUUUGAAAUCGACGUGACUGGCAUUGCAUGGUUACCAAUGACAGCCCUAAUGAUCUUUAUUGUCACAUACACUAUUGGCAUGGCCACAGUAACGUUCGCAAUUCUUGGUGAGAUUUUUCCGAAAAAUUUAAAAUCGGUCGCCGGUCCUGCGUUUACAAUUACUGGCGGUGCGUUCUCGUUUAUUGUGGCUAAAUUGUUUCAAAUUGUCUCCGACGAUCUGGGCAGCGAUUAUACGUUUUGGGGCUUCGCAUUGUUCACCUAUAUGUUCGUUCCGUUCGUUUGGUUUUUAAUACCGGAAACUAAAGGCAAAUCGUUGGACGUAAUUUUGGAGGAAAUUAAUUUGAGAAAUCACAAAAAGAAAACGAUCAAAUGAAAUAAAUUGUAUCGAUGAGAGUUUGGA
Messenger RNA from Bradysia coprophila, 1553 nucleotides. RefSeq names its product facilitated trehalose transporter Tret1-like. Gene Ontology annotation, molecular function: transmembrane transporter activity. Gene Ontology annotation, biological process: transmembrane transport. Gene Ontology annotation, cellular component: membrane. Lineage: Eukaryota; Metazoa; Arthropoda; Insecta; Diptera; Sciaridae. The record is from RefSeq and is a predicted model, not a curated record.